AUGGAAAUGAUAGAUGAAUGGGUAAAACCAACACAAACGGAAAUUGUAAAUAAUGACAAGUCAGACGGCAAAACACAUAAUAAUAUUCAGAAUAAAGCAACCGUAUCAAGAACAAAAAAUCAAUGUAAUGAUGGCAUAGAUGAAUUUUCAAAAAAUGCAAUAAAAAAUGAAUACUAUGAAUUUAUAGAGGCAAAGCAUGGCGUUAAAUACAUUGAAUAUUGUAUGAAGCAUCUGAAGCAUGUUGUCGAUCAAAAUUCUGCGAAACCGAAAAAUUAUGACAAAUGGACGGAUAAAGAACAAUGUGAACAUGUAUUAAAUAAUAUAAAAACAUAUGUCCCAAAUGUACCAGACUCCUUAUUAUUUGUUAUGCCCGCCGUAUUGCGUCGGGGAGAUUGUGGAAAUUCAACGGACAAGCCGCUCUGGUUAGAUAUGGAAAAGUUCCAGAGAGGUCAAAAGUUUGCACGAGAUCAUAUUUUCUCGAUUUUUUUCGCUAACGCAUUAUCGCUUUUCAUGUUAUUCACUUCUACAGAUGGUCUUAAAACAUUAAUCUUCACCCAAAAAUCUCACACGCCAUAUUUAGCGUUCAAAAGAUAUUUGUCCUCGAGUCGUCGUGAAAGAAUUUGGAUGAUGGAAAAUCCAUGGAUUAAGGGCACGCGAGCUUAUAACGACGUACAAACCGUGCGUAGAAUGCACCGUGCGGUACGAUUAAAACUCUGCAAACAAGACACCGAGGAAUUUGACAAAACCAUUAAAAUUCAAAAUCUAUGCUGCCCAAGCAGAAAAACAAUUUUAGAAGAUGUUUCUUCAUUGAUAGUAGAAAAUGAUUUUCUUCAUUUGGCGCCCAAAUUCACAGGACUAAAUCAAGCUGAUAUGGCAAGCACGCAAUUCGCUUUCAUGGGGAUGGUUCUGUUGUACCCUAACCAAUUCGGCGUUUAUGCUAGUGAUGAAGAUAUGGAAGCCUUUUGUCAUACAUGGAAAGGUCUAGGAUAUCUUCUUGGUAUAGAAGAUCAAUACAAUUUCUGUCGCGGCAGUCUGAAAGAAAUUAAGCAGAGAGCGCACGACUUUGUUGAAUUUUGGCUAAAAUUCUAUUUGCGUGAAGUAACACCCGAAUGGGAACAUAUGUUGAGAUGCAUUACGGAAUGUGGGAGUUACAUGAAUGAUUAUCUUAGUAAUUUCACAUUUGAAAUGUUACUAUUGUUCGUCACCGACUUGUUAAACAUCGAUAUGCCACGUUUACGAAGUACGCUCACUUAUUUUCAACGAUUUAAGCUUAUGCUUCUACGCUUUAUACUUCGCUACGCCAUGAAGUUACAAUUUGUAAAAGACUUUAUGAAUAAGACACUUCAUGAGACACUUGAUAAAGCAGUUAAAUAUGGACCUGAAAAGCAUAAGACACUCAAGAAAAGAUCAGAGAAAUUUUUAAAUGAAAAGGACUUGCCAUAA
This is a messenger RNA of Trachymyrmex septentrionalis, 1443 nucleotides long. RefSeq lists its product as uncharacterized. The record is from RefSeq and is a predicted model, not a curated record. The coding region runs from base 1 to 1443 and encodes 480 amino acids. The transcript has 5 exons. Lineage: Eukaryota; Metazoa; Arthropoda; Insecta; Hymenoptera; Formicidae.